AUGGACUUUGGGAGUAAUAUGACUUACGUAAUGCAUACAGGUUUACAGUUAUCGUUCAUGUUGGCUGCCUCCAUUUUCUGCCAGUUUGCUGACACAUCUGAUAGAGCCAUCUCCGCUGUGCUGGCACGGAAUGAACAAAGUCGGACCUUCGAAGGGUUUGUCGCUUUUCGCGGAAAUCAUCGGCGUCAACGCGUGCCGUGCCUUGGUUGCAAAUCCAGUUUUGCCUUGAAUGUGUUCUGCUUUUCGAGCAGCUCAAGGAAUUAUCGACGACAUUUACUUUUGAACACCUUUACAAUGAAAAUCACAACAACAAGCGCUCAACUACUUAUCAUGCUUGCAGUGUGUGGCCAAUGUCAACAUCAAGAAACGGUGAACGUAAGAGGGCAACUAAAUAUCGUUGACCACGUACAGCAAAUCGAACAAGAAAAUACCGAACCAGAUAACUUUUUUGAAAAUCUGACAUCUCUACGAAUAGCCAGAGAGCACUUGCAGAGAAAAAUUGCGGAAGAAAGGCGACAGCAGGAGGAAUUCAAGGGAGCCUUGGAAGAUGGAAAUAGUCCAGAACCAGCGUAG
This is a messenger RNA of Cylicocyclus nassatus, 573 nucleotides long. The record is from the annotation of a GenBank genome assembly. NCBI's taxonomy places the organism in Eukaryota, Metazoa, Nematoda, Chromadorea, Rhabditida, Strongylidae.